GUCUUGUUCUUGUCUACAUAAUUUUUCUGUUAAAAAGCUACUCAAUUUUGAAGGGACAAACAAAAACAUACAAAGAAAAAAAAAAAAGAGUGUUGUGAUGACAGAAUCAAUUCAACUCCCCAUUAUCGACCUUACUUCUCCUGAUCGUAUUUCCACCGCUCGUGCAAUUCGUCAGGCAUGUGUAGAAGUUGGUUUCUUUUACCUUAUAAAUCAUGGGGUAGACGAAAAGUUGUUUAAGAAAGUGAUUGAACAGAGCAAAAAGUUUUUCUCUCUGUCCCUUGAAGAGAAGAUGACACUGGUUAGGAGGAAUCACAGAGGUUAUACUCCCCUUUAUGCUGAGAAUCUUGAUCCCUCAUCUACUACUCAAGGUGACUCAAAAGAAAGCUUCUACAUUGGUCCUCUGGAAGGCAAGAGUGUUGUUAGUAACUUGAAUCAAUGGCCUGCAGAAGAGGUUCUACCCUGUUGGAGAUCAACCAUGGAGGAUUACCAUAGAGGAGUCUUGGAUGCUGGGAUAAGACUAAUUUCACUCAUCGCUUUGGCACUGGAGUUGGAUGAGGACUUCUUUCAUAAAGCUGGGGCAUGUGAUUCACCAAAUGCAUUCCUACGUCUGUUACAUUAUCCAGGUGAGUUACAAUUAUCUGAACAAGUGGUGUAUGGUGCUUCUGCUCAUUCAGACUAUGGGAUGUUAACUCUUCUAGCUACAGAUGGUGUUGGUGGACUUCAGGUUUGCCGGGAGAAAUUCAAGCGACCCCAGAUAUGGGAAGAUGUGCAUCACCUCAGUGGGGCUUUCAUAGUUAACAUUGGAGAUAUGAUGGAGAGGUGGACAAACUGCUUAUUUCGGUCUACAUUGCAUAGAGUUAUGCCAACAGGCCAAGAGCGUUAUUCGAUGGCUUUCUUUUUGGAGCCAAACCCAGAUUGUGUGGUGGAAUGCUUGAAGAGUUGUUGUAGUGAUUCAUCUCCUCCCAGCACUUCCGAACCCCCUCGGCGGACAAAAAUACUGUUUUUACAAGAUAUCCUCCAAUUCGUGCGGGAGACUACUUGGAAGAGCGCCUUAAAGUUACAUAUGCAUCAUAGGCCAAUGAACACUUACAGGUGGAGUGGUUUUCUCUCAUAUGACCGACAUUGUUACACUUCUCAGCAUUUACAAUAUGCAAUCAGCUUCGUCUUAUAUAUUUGUACUGUUCCAAGAUUUCAUACAAAACAAAAAAAUGUGGCGUCAAACCUUUAACUAUUGUUGUGCACAUUGUUAUAUAACUAGUUAGAGACCUCUUCAGGAGAUUCUCUUCUUGUGAAAAUUACAGGAAA
Lycium barbarum (goji berry) is the source of this 1305-nucleotide messenger RNA. Its product is annotated as 2-oxoglutarate-Fe(II) type oxidoreductase hxnY-like. Lineage: Eukaryota; Viridiplantae; Streptophyta; Magnoliopsida; Solanales; Solanaceae. The record is from RefSeq and is a predicted model, not a curated record. Bases 98 to 1228 code for a protein of 376 amino acids. The transcript has 13 exons.